Messenger RNA from Oikopleura dioica, 633 nucleotides. NCBI's taxonomy places the organism in Eukaryota, Metazoa, Chordata, Appendicularia, Copelata, Oikopleuridae. The record is from the annotation of a GenBank genome assembly.
AUGAAUCCUCUUCACAAGCCCAGUUCAACCCAGUUCGGCAACGGAAGCUCUCAGCCGCCAGUGUACUUUUACAAUACCAUGCUCCAACAAACUCCGAAUAUGACUCUGCCACACAUGAUUCCAAACCAACAGACUUUGAUGGGCAAUUCUCAACGGGGAGUUGUCCAGCCGAUGAUGUUUUACUCGCCCCAAGUGCUCAAACUUCCUCUAACGCAUCAAUUGGCAAAUGGAUUUAUCUCGAAAAAGAAAAAAUGCUCAAAUGCAAUUCUGAAAAACCGAAAGAUUCUAAAACGCGCAAUGCUAACUAUUCCCGACCCGCUGCCAGAAUUUAUCGAAAAGGUGAAAGAAAUCAAAAAGGCGACGGAAAACGAAGACUUAUUUUGCAAAUCGUGCAAUCUCUUUUUAAAUUCGGCUCAACAACUCAAGGCUCAUGUGCAAUCGACAAAACAUAAAAUGAUCGAGCUUGGGUUGAUGGACAGGAAGGCGGAUAAAAAGCGCGAAAUUGGAAGGUACAAGUGCAAGCCCUGCGACUGUAUUAUGAACAGCGAAGUUCAACUGCUCCAUCAUUUAAACUCGAUCCGUCACCAGCGCACCUUAGAGGACUUCCUUCAAUCUGCUUCUGAGAACAAAUGA